UUUGUCGCUGCCCGGUGACAAGUGAAGCCAAGACGGACUCGACCAAGAUUGUGCCUCUUGAAAUAAGUUCUCAAAAGACUUAAAUAUGGCGGAGAGCAGAGGAAACAGUCGAACUAGCGGAACACGACCAUCUUCUGCGAGGAGCAGACCAUCCACUGGAGGUGCUGUUGGAGGUCGAAGAUCUGCUACUGGAACCAAAGCCACUGGUUCAGGAUCAAGACCAACAUCUAGCGCUGGUGUGAACAAGGAUCUUCUAAGCCGUGAAGAAGAGUAUAUGCGCCUCAAUGCUGCCCUUGAAGCAAAGACUGCAUCACUCAUACAGGAGGCAGAAGAGGUCAUGAGAGAACAAGAGGAUAUCUUGACCCGUUCAUUUAACCGACUUGAACUGAGUGGUGAGGAGGAACACCAGGCUAUAUUCAACACAGAACCAGUUGUUUCUGACGAUAUAUCAAAGCCUUCCCUUAUUCCACCAACAAACCUAGCAUCAGAGAAGAAACCGCCCUCUAGAGGCAGACCUGGAUCAGCAGCUGGUUCAGGCAGACCUCCAUCAAGAAGUAAAACAAGGACCAAAUCCCAGACUUCAAUGUCGUCCAACCGAGCUGAUGAUGUUGCCAUCCCCGAUGCCGUUCAGACAGAUUACUCCUUGGCGGAUACAUUCUCAGCUCUUGAUAAACAGUUUUCUGAAGGAAAUACUCCAGCAGAUCAAGAAUUUGAUGAUGUCCUACCACAAGCUGCAGAGGGAAUGGGAUCAGAGGCUACCAUUCGUUUCCUGAAGGCCAAGCUUCGUGUCAUGCAAGAAGAGCUGGACCGAUUAGCUCAUGAAUGCAAUCAAAAGGAUGAAUCUUUAGGUAAGCUUGAGGUCCGCGUGAAGGAAGCUGAAGAGGAGAGGGCAAGGUUACAGAGGACCAACUCAUCUCAUCAGACUCAGAUUGAUAAGUAUAAGAGAUUAGCAGAAGAUACCAAGAGAAAGAGUGAUGGAUUAGAGAACCAGCUCACAGGACUCAGAAAGGAGUUGGAUGAAUUGAAGAGAAAUCAGAAGAAGUCUGCUACCAGUCAGAAUGCUACGGAAGUAAGAUUGAAUAGGGCACUGGAGGAGGUAGAGAAAUACAAAUCAGAUUUACAACGGAUGAAGACAUCAUCAAGGGAAUCAUCAGAGGGUGAGAGGAGGAGGGUAGAACAGCUGGUUGCAGAAAACAAACGCUUAGAGAAACAGAAGAAUGAACUCAUGUCAGGUUUUAAGAAGCAACUAAAACUCAUUGAUGUACUGAAGCGACAAAAGAUGCACAUUGAAGCUGCCAAAAUGCUUGCAUUCACUGAAGAUGAAUUUGUGAAAGCCCUGGAAUGGGGUAACUGACCCUGUCAUCAAGAUUAAUGUACUGAACGUGGAACGAAUCAGAAAUGACAAUCUGAGGAGGCAAAUGGGUGUUAUUCACACCAUGCAUUUCUGCAAUGUUGAAUGUGAUGACAUGGAAUAAGAUUAAAGGCACUUUGUCAUGGACAUUUUUGGGAGCAUAUGAUAUUAAAUUUGCUGUCAACAGACUUUGUGUUAUUCCCAAGAUGCACUUCUACAAUGCUUGAAUGUAAUGAUAUUGAGUAAGAGUAAAGGGUAAAGGCACUUUGUUUUGGGCUUUCUAAGGGAGUGUAUAAUGAUUUGCUGUUACUCUUUGAAAUACACAGCCAUUAUUCCAUCCCACCAUAGACAUAUUUUGCCUUGCUUCAGACAUUUUCAGGCAAGGAAAUGUAAGAAUGGUUUGAAAUAUGACAGCUGAGGGGGAAUAUACAAAGCCCUCCAUGAUGUCUUUUGGUCAUAAAUCUUGAUUCCUCUCUGGAUGAGUGAUGUCAUAUGUAACUGUGUAAACACCCUCAUGAUGGUGU
This is a messenger RNA of Lytechinus variegatus (green sea urchin), 1875 nucleotides long. Its product is annotated as testis-expressed protein 9-like. The transcript has 11 exons. The record is from RefSeq and is a predicted model, not a curated record. The coding region runs from base 86 to 1354 and encodes 422 amino acids. NCBI's taxonomy places the organism in Eukaryota, Metazoa, Echinodermata, Echinoidea, Temnopleuroida, Toxopneustidae.